UGCGUUGAUUGGAAACUUUCUGAGACGUUUUCUGAAGGUAAAGGAAUCUCCUGGAGUCCUGAGCUUUAAAAAGAGCCCAAAGCUUUGCUCUCCCUUCUGAAAGCAGGCUUGCAGGGAGAAGGCUGGCUGCAUUACGGAUGAGGUUUUGCACUGGGGGCAUGUGUCCCUUUAGAAGUUCCCAGGAGUUUGUGAUAUCGUAUUGGCACAGAGUAGAAAAAAGGGGCGGGGGUGCAUUCAAAGGCGUCAGGCGCCGAUCACUAGGAAUUGGCUUUGAAUUUCCAGCUGGAGAGGUAAAAGACCGUUAAAACUGCAUGUGUGUCCGCGCUAGAGUGGUACUGCUUAUUCUUCAGACUAGGGUUCGAGCCAAGGAGUUCUCUCUUUCUGUGUGACCUUUGUCAGAUUACUUACCCUCUCUGGGCUUCAUGUAUAAACUAUCGAUAAACUCAGUUAUGAGCUCCCUGGUAAACCAGGGAGCAUUCAUGUUCAUGCAGGCACACUGCACGUGCCCAGCCCAUAGGAGAAGCUCUGCAAGUGACAAUGAUGAUAAUUUCAACACGGCCAAAGUGACCUCCUCCCAGAGAGGAGGUUUAUUUCAUUGACGGACAUGCUGUUACGGGCUCUUUUCCCAGAAGCUGACCAGAAGAAGCUGAGGCUCUGAGGUUUCUCCCCACUUCCCCAACCAAGCGGAGUGGUUUCCCUGGUAAUGGAUUGCUUCUCCCUGAGAAACGCUCUCCACCCUGGCGAGAGCCCCCGGGUCUAGUGUGUGAACUCAGCUAGGAAACACACCGCUGUAAAAAUGACGGAGGAGCCCGUCAAGGAGAUCCUGAGAACCCCAACGUCUCCCACGCCAGGGACAACGGAGAAGAGCCCCAAGAGAGAAGUCGUGGUCACCACGGUCCCCGUGGUCAGUGAGAUUCAGCUGAUGGCCGCCACCGGGGGCACUGAGCUCUCCUGCUACCGCUGCAUCAUCCCCUUCGCCGUGGUGAUCCUCAUCACCGGGACAGUGGUCACUGCCGUGGCUUACAGCUUCAAUUCGCACGGCUCCAUCAUCUCCAUCUUGGGCCUGAUCCUUCUCUCCUCGGGACUUUUUUUGUUGGCCUCCAGCGCCUUGUGCUGGAAGCUGAGGCAGAGGAACAAGAAAGGCAAGAGACGGGAGAGUCAGACAGCUCUCAUGGCAAAUCGGAGGAGCUUGUUUGCUUAGGACUGAAGGGGGCCAGGGGAGGCCUGAGGCCUGCACAUCCUGCCUUUCUGCGUCAGCCCAUUCACCCGCACUCCUGUGGGAGAGGUCGCACUUGGCACGGAGCGGACUAGGGGAAUGGGAGUGGACGGAGGGGGUGGGGGGGCAGGUCCUCAUGUGUGAGAAAUGACUUGUAUCUUCUUUAAUGACAAACUUAACUCUAAGGGCUAUUUCUCAGAUUGCAAAAUCAGCUUUUCCUCCACAUUAGACCUUGUCGGGGUCAUGGGAGGUAUGCAGUAUUAGACAACAUUUGGUUCACCUCGGAAAGGAGCCAAGAAAAGACGAGAAAACACUUGGAUGGUUCUGGCACACCAGUGACCCGCCUCCACAUGAAAUAACCCACAGGCGUAAGAAGCUGUAUCAUAAAAACGUCCUGCCGAGAGUCUCCAUGGCCUGGGACUUGGCAUACUUCUAUGAAAUUCUAUGAUAACUUCUUUUUUUCAGUCAGUUGUCUGGCACCUGUUUUAUUUUUUACUUUCAGUAACUCAUGACUGACUGGUGGUACUUUCUCUUGAAGAAUAAACUAAUAUUUUUUAUGUUUUAACAUUGGACAAUUUUAGAUGAUUGUAAUGAUGUAUCAAAAGUAAAAAAGAGGUGAAGGGUAUAACUACUAGAUGACAUAGGAGAGGGGAUUAAAUUAAUAUUAAAAUAAUCCAAUAUAGCACUUUUGAUGAUUUUUAUAUAAAAGUUUAAUGUACAUUUCAUUCAAAAUAAUAAAUACUCAUUGCUGCUGACACUUCUUAAA
Molecule: messenger RNA, 1982 nt
Organism: Myotis daubentonii (Daubenton's bat)
Lineage: Eukaryota; Metazoa; Chordata; Mammalia; Chiroptera; Vespertilionidae
Gene: TMEM100
Product: transmembrane protein 100
Biological process (GO): cellular response to BMP stimulus
Cellular component (GO): plasma membrane
Source: RefSeq, a predicted model, not a curated record